AUGGAUGUGUCAAUAGAAUUAAAAUCCUUGCUCAUAAACUUGUUAUUUGUAUACAGUAAAAACUUUGUACAAUCUCGACAUAAUGACAAUUCAGGCCCUACUGAGGCCGAAGACCGAUUAAAUGUUUUCUCUCAAAAUUUAGAGUUUAAUAAUGUUUUUACCAAUAAACGGCCUGAAAAUGUGGAAAGAUCAACUAAUUUAAAUAAAUCCAAAUUUCGCCUAGUCAUCGUUGAUAUUAACGAUAAGAGGUCUAAUGAUUUGGUUGACUAUCGGUACAAUGCCCCGAAUGAUAUACACAUUUUCACAGCCAUUCAACCCAACGUAAUUAAAAGGGUUAUGGAUGGCGAAAAAUUACUAUGGGACUCUGGAAAUAAGGAGUUUGCUGAUGAAAUAUUUGUAAAAUAUAGUGAGGGUAAGCCUACCCUUAGAAUUCAUUCUUUCGGAGAUGAAUCUCCCAGAGAGCUUGCCGCUCGUCCAAUGGAAGUUGAGCCUAAAAAUAAAAAUGAUUUUGUUGCAUACAAAAUCGAUGAAAAUAAAUUGGCUGCUGAGCAACCACAAUUGUCUGAGGACGGCAACUACAGAAUUGUAUGGAAACCCAGAUAUUCUGAGCAUUACGGAAAGGCUUUACUCAUACCUGAUUCAUCGGGCAGGCUUACGGUCAAAGCCAUCUUUCCACAACCCAAGAAACUUGAGCUAGUUCCAGUUGCUUCCAAGAAAUCUGUGAAAAAGGAGCCCGAAGAAUUAACUAAGAAGAAAGCUGAAGAACUAACUAAAAGGGAAGCCCAAGAAGUUAAGGAGACCAAGGAAGUGACUCAACCAAAGGUUGCUACAGAAGAACAAAAACCAAAGGUAUCAGCACCUAAACCAGAAAACGCUCCAUUGAUUGUUCCUAAAAGUCGCCUCAAAGAUUUAUUAAAUACCGAAAUUGUUGGUAUCGAUCUGAAUAUUAAUUCAGAUUCGAGCACCGACGAGUACAGUUUCAGAAGAAAUUAUGUUAAUGACAAAAUUUUUUCUGCAAAACCCGGCUAUGGAUUCAAAUCUGUUAAAAAUAAUGGAUCAACAUUAUGGGAAGCGAGAGACGCAUCGCAGUAUGCAGAAUACGUUGACAUUUAUGACACUGGCCAAAUGACAAGAGAUAUGGUAAUAUUUAUGUAUAAUGGAAAUAUAGCAAAAUACAGGAGACCCUUUUUGAGCCCCGUAUGGUUUAAACGUGAAGACCAUAAAGAAUUUUCUAAAUACCUGAACAAGGACAACACUCCUAAAAAACGACAAACUGAGUAUGUUAUGGGAUAUUCAAAAUCCGGAAGUCAAUGUAACGCCUUUAUUUGCGCCAUAACAUUCGGAACCUUCCAGUGCUGCUGA
This is a messenger RNA of Theileria orientalis strain Shintoku, 1362 nucleotides long. RefSeq lists its product as hypothetical. The transcript has a single exon. NCBI's taxonomy places the organism in Eukaryota, Apicomplexa, Aconoidasida, Piroplasmida, Theileriidae. Bases 1 to 1362 code for a protein of 453 amino acids. The record is from RefSeq and is a predicted model, not a curated record.